Messenger RNA from Tachyglossus aculeatus (Australian echidna), 6207 nucleotides. It is a transcript of the gene XIRP1, whose product is annotated as xin actin binding repeat containing 1. Gene Ontology annotation, biological process: actin cytoskeleton organization; actin filament organization. NCBI's taxonomy places the organism in Eukaryota, Metazoa, Chordata, Mammalia, Monotremata, Tachyglossidae. The transcript has 2 exons. Gene Ontology annotation, molecular function: actin filament binding. The coding region runs from base 98 to 5377 and encodes 1759 amino acids. The record is from RefSeq and is a predicted model, not a curated record. Gene Ontology annotation, cellular component: stress fiber; focal adhesion.
CGCCCCCCGGCCACGUCCCAGCCCCCGAGUGGGCUCUGCAGCAGGCGGCGACUCCGACAGGCUGGCCGACUCCCAGGCCCCGGCCCACUCGCCCAGAAUGGAGGACGGCUUCCCCGCCCCUCCGCCGCCGGCCCAGGACUCGGCCGCGGACCCGGCCCAGACGCCCCCGGAGGGGCCCGGCGCCCUGCCGCCGCCCCCGCCCAAGGAGUCCUUUUCCCGGUUCUACCAGCAACGCCAGGCCAGCGAGCUGAAGCGCCUUUACCGCCACAUGCACCCGGAGCUGCGGAGGAACCUGGAGGAGACCGUGGCCGAAGACCUCGCCGACCUCCUUGAGGCGGGGAGUCCGGGCCCUCAAGCCCCGGGCGGCUCAGACCCGGCCCCGGCUGGCGGCGGCGGCGGCGGCGACGUCCAGUGCAUGCGCUGGAUCUUCGACAACUGGCGGCUGGACGCCAUCGGGGAGCGGCCGGGGCCCAGGAAGCUGACCGACGAGGAGGCCGUGCUGAGCGGAGACGUGAAGGCCACGUCCCUCAAGUUCGAGGGCCCGGGCGGCGGCGGCGGCGGCGGCGGGGCGACCCCGCCCCCUCCCCCCGGCCCGGGGGCGGCGACGGGGGCCGUGCGCACGGCGCGGUGGCUGUUCGAGACCCAGCCCCUGGACGCGCUGGGCAAGACGAGGCUGGAGGAGACGGAGCUGCAGGAAGCCGUGCUGCAGGAGCCCGCGCCCAGAGGGGACGUGCAGGGCACCCGGCGGCUCUUCGAAGGCUGCGGCCCGGACGCCGCGCGCGGCUCCGACCGGGAGCGGAGCGUCCUGCGGCUGCGCUCCGAGAUCCAGGAGCUGCAGGGCGGCGUGCAGAAGACCAUCAAGCUGUUCCAGACGGAGCCGCUGUGCGCCCUCCGCGACGGCGCCGGGCACAUGCACGAGAUCCGGGCGGUCUGCCGCGAGGAGAUCGGCAGCGCCGCCGUCAGCGCCGUCCGCUGGCUGUUCGAGACGAGGCCGCUGGACGCCAUCAACCGCGACCCGGCCGCCCGGGUGCACGUGGUCCGGGGCAUCUCCCUGGAGGAGGCGGCGGCGGCAGGGCGGCCCGACGUGAGCGGGGCCCGCUGGCUGUUCGAGACGCAGCCGCUGGACGCCAUCCGGGAGGUCACCGUGGACGAGCGAGAGUUCCAGGCGUUGCCCGAGGUGACGGCCGGCCCGGAUGUGAGGAAGCAGCGGCUGCUCUUUGAGACCCGGGCGCUGGACUCGCUGACGGGCGAGGAGGGCGAGGCCCGGGGGGAGGAGGGCGAGCCCGGGCGGGAAGCGCCCCCUCCGCGGCCGGGGGAGGGAGGGGCAGCGGCGGGGGCCGUGCGGUCCACCCUGUGGCUGUUCGAGACGCAGCCCCUGGACGCCCUGGGCGGCGGCGGCGGCCGCUGCCAAGUGGGGCGACUGCAGCGGGUGGAGCCCCGGGAGGAGGGCCCGGGGGACGAGGGGGCCCGCGGCCCCGAGGGUCGGCCGGACGCGGCCAGCGGGGACGUCAGGGCCUUCAGGGCCCUGUUCGAGGCUCUCCCCUUGGACCGCAUCGGCCCGGCGGGCCCGGGGGGCCCCGGCGGCGGGGGCGCAGCCGAGGCGGGGGUGGCCGCGGGCCACGUGCGGGCCACCCAGGCCCUGUUCGACGCCUCCCCGCUGUACGUCCUUCAGGACGGCCGCGGCGGGCUGCACCGGGUCACCGCGGUCAGCCGCGAGCAGGAGGCCGGGCCGGGCUGCCUGUGGCUGUUUGAGACGAAGCCCCUGGACGGGGCCCCGCGGACGGCGGAGGUCAUCCGGGGCCUCACCCGCGAGGAGGCGGCGGCCGAGGACGGAAGGACCGCCCGCUGGUUCUUCGAGACGCAGCUCGCGGAGCCGGCGGAGCCCGCCGAGGCGCAGCGGGGAGAGCCGCCCAAGGGCGAAGCGCCCACGUGCCGGUGGCUCCUGGAGACAAGGCCGCCGCCGGACGCGGAGGCCUCCGGCGACCCCGCGGCCUCCGUCGCCCCCGAGCCCUGCACGUGGAUGCUGGAGGCGCCGCCGCCACUCCCGGACGGGCGGGGGCCGCCGCGCGAGCAACGUCUGCGGGCCGGCCCGGUUUCCGGCGCGACCGGCGGGGCGGGCGGCACCGUCCGUCGCCUCUUCGAGACCGAGGCUCUGGGCGGCGAGGGCGGGCCCAGGAAGGCGGUUCGGACCCGCAGCUGGGUGGAGAUCCCGUCCGGGGCCGUGUCCCGCCGGCGGGAGGUGUUCGAGGCGCAGCCCGCGGCCGCCCGAGGGGCCGGGGGCUCCGCGGCGCCGGCCGCGGGCGAGGUGGAGCCGGGCUCCGUGCGCCGGUUCACGUGGCUCUUCGAGACCCGCCCCAUGGACGGGCUGCACGCCGGCCCGGGGGGCAUCCGGGAGCUCCCGCCCGCGAGCGGCGGGGCGAGCGCCGGCAAGAGGUUCGUGUUCGAGACCCUGGCCCUGGGGGAGCUGCAGGCCGAGGUGGACGAGUCCGAGCUGCCGCCGCUCCCGCGCGCGGCCCACGCCUGCACCAUGCGCUUCGAGGGCCGGCCCCUCUACGCCCUGCGCGACGCGGACGGCGCCUGCCACGAGGUGACAGCCGUGCGGAAGGAGGAAGUGAGGCGGGGCAGCGCAAGGGGAGCCCGCUGGGUCUUCGACACCAGCCCGCUGGACGCCGCCGCCGACGGGGCCGACGUGUUCCUGCUGCGGGCCGUCACGCAAGAGGAGGGCGGCCGGGGCGCCGCGCGCUGGCGGUUCGAGACGGAGCCCCUGGAGCCGGCGGCCAGGACGGCGGGGGACGGCGACGACGCCCAGCGCGGACAGGGGGCGCCGCCGACCGAAGGCGCCGGGCCGGGAGGCGGAGGAGGCCGGGCCGAAGCGCCGCCGACCGAAGGCGCCGGGCCGGGAGGCGGCCGAGGCCGGGCCGAAGCGCCGCCGAGCCCCGGGCGGUACGUGCGCACCGUGAGCGUCAGCGACCAGCAGCGGGGCCACCUGCGCACCUCCACCUGGCUGUUCGAGAACCGGCCCCUGGACUCCCCGGGGGGCCCACCCGAGGCGGGCGAGCCGGAGGCCCGACGGGCCCCUUCCCCGGCCAUGACCACGGUGCGGAGGGAGGACGUCAGCCGUGGGGGCGUCAAGCGCUGCGCCUGGCUCUUCGAGACGCCGCCGCCUGGCCGCCUCCGAGACCCCGCGACCCCCGCGGAUCCGGCCGCCCCAGGCGGCGGGGACGAGCAGGGGGAGGUGGCCCGGGCGAAGAGCACCACGUGGCUCUUCGAGAACGCGCCGCGGGACCGGCCCAGCGCCUCUCCCGAAGGGCCCGACGGCUCGGUCCGGGCCAGCCUGCGCGCCCUCCACGCCUGCGGGGCCGUCCGGCGCGGGGGCGUCGUGAUCGAGGCCCACGGGCCCGGCCGUGUCCGCCUGGCCCGCUACCAGCUGGACGGCCCCGGACCCCUGGAGGUCCUUAAGGAAGAGACGGUCGCCGGCGACCUGCGGGACGUCCUGGGCCCGCUGCUCCAACGGGAGCGCCUGGAGCGGCCGGCGCUGCUGGCCGAGGGGGACGCGAGGGGCGAGGUCCGCGUCAGCCCCUUGCAGCUGCCCGAGCCGAGCGGGCCCGGCGCCGCGGGGGCCCUGGGCCUGCUCGUGGACCGGCAGGACGCCGCCGCCCAGAAGGGGCUGGUGCUGCAGGAGGCGGCGGACGGCGCCGUCGGCCUGGUCGUCUUCUCCCUCCCGCGGGCCGGGGCCGAGCUGGGCCUCGUGCGGCUGUUCGCCAACUGCAUCGAGCGGGGCGAUCUGAGCCACCUGGGCGACCUGCGCCGGGACCGGGAGGCGGAGGUGGAGCCGGGCCCGGGGGAAGCGCCCGCACCAUCCCCGGGGGGCGACCGAGCCCCGGGCCUGAGCCCGUCCCAGAGCGUGAUUCGCGUGGCCCCGCUGGACGCCCCGGCAGCCCGCCCCCUUCCGCGGGCCCAGGGCCAGGAGAGGCCCGGGCCGAGCGGGGCCGGGCGACCCGCGGAGUCCGCGGGGCCCCCCACGGACGGUCCCGACUUGCAGGCGGCGCUGCGGGGCCUCAGAUGGGCGGCGGCCGAAGCCCAGACCCUGCAGGACCACGUGCAGCGGAAACUCCACGGAGACGGAACGGGAGGGCCGCCCCGCCCCGGCCCCGGCCCCGGCCCCUCAGACGCCGGGAUCCCCGCAGCCUCACAGCAGCAGUCCCGGCCGGCCCCCGGAUCGGUCAGUGCCGAACAGCGGGGACGGCCCUCCCUGGACCCAGGGGACGCCGCUCAGCCGGCCGCCGUAAGGACUGAGUCCCGCGACCGAGAGCGGCCGGGGUCAGGGAGCGGUCAGCGGGGCACCGUAGCCCGGGAAGGUCCGGAGCCGCCGGCCCUCGCCCCCGAGGGCUCUCCGAGCCAAGAGGAAAGCACCCCGGGGACCCUGCAGGCGGCUCUGAAGAGCCUGGAAAGGUGCCAAGUCAACGUCUCCAAGGGCGACUUUCAGGCCGCGAUGAUCUACCGAAAUGCUGGGCGGGAAAAGCCUGGGGAAGCGUCUAGACCUCAGGCGGCGGCGACCCUCGGCGGGACGACGCCGGCUGGUUCAGCUGUCAUUCCUCCCGCCGCUCCUACGCGGUCCGAGCCCCCGUCGCUUCCCCUCUCCGGCCCCCAGGACCAGGCGCCGGCGCUUCGCCUCAGACCCAGCCUCCCGCCCAAGCCGGCCCACCUCGCCUCCCUGGGUGGUCCCGGGCAGCCUCCGGCCCCGCCGGAGAGGAAGGGGCCGCGGGCCCGGACCCCCCUGCAGUUGGCCGAAGAGCGAUUCAGGGAGGCCCGCCAGCGCGAGCCCAGUCUUGCCGCCGCCGGGGCCCCGCAGCCGGCGCCCGCCCCGGGCUGCCCGACCGGGGGCGCCCCGCAGCCGGCGCCCGCCCCGGGCUGCCCGACCGGGGGCGCCCCGCCCCAGCGGUUUACGGCCGGGCAGGUGGCCGGUCCCGGGGAGGCCCCGGGAGAAGGGGGCGCCGCCGCCGCCACGCCGCCCUCCGGGCCGCCCGGCGGGGACCCGAGCCGGGGCAGCCCCCUGCCCGGCCGGGCUGGGCUGGUCCUGCAGCCCCGGAUCGGUUCCCCGUCCUUCAUUUCCAUCGAGUCCGUGGCUAGGAAGCCGGCUGCCAAGGCCGCCCCGGAACGCCUUCGGCCGGAUCCCGCUCCGGCUCUGGGGGGCGGGGUCCUCGAGGCGGGGGUCGAGCCAUUGCCCGUCCUGCCGCAACCGGCGCGGUCCGGUGGCAGUGGGGAUGGGGCCUGGGGCCUGCGGGGGCCGGACUCGCCUGCCUCCGGGAGACAAAAAAGCGUCCUGGAGGUGCAGAUGGGGACCAUGAUCGUCUCCGCCCCCACCCUUCGGCGGUAGGCCGAGCCCCGCGCCCCCACACUCCCCUCGCACACCCCCUUUUCACCCACUCCUCAUGGUCCGGCCGCCGUCUCCCUAGGUAUCCUGAGGUUCUUGGGUGGUUCGCGGGAGGAGGAGCCGGGGAGGAGUGGCUGAGCACUGGGAACGCUAGGCAGGACAAGCAAACCCCGUGAACCCCCGAACCCCCUUAGCCUGGCAGCCCCAGUCCGAGGCGGAAGCCACUAUCCAUUCCAUUUGGCUCCCGCCUUACUCAUCCUGGGCUGGAUCUGGCCAGCUGGAGGGCAGGGGGUUGCUCAGUCCGGACUCGAUCCACAGGGCCAGGGGCCCAACCCUGCCUCAGGGACCUCAGGCACACGAGCGUGAACACACACACACACACACACACACACACACACACACACACUCCCGCGCUCAGACUCCUCAUCCACACAGAUUCACAAACACCUAGAUCCCUCCAUCGACCACAAACUGACAGACUCAGUCACUCCCCCACACACAAACAGGCAGCAGUCGGCCUUGUAGACACAUUUUCCUCCUUCGACUCCAUUUUAGCUUUUGCUUUGAGGCGAGGGGCGAGGGGUGGAGCAGGGAGGACAGGGGUAGGAGAUGCGGCGGUGGAGGCUGUGACCACCACAGCUCGAUUUGCGUUUCCGGGCCCCGAUGCCCAACACGGCCCCUGACAAGUCCCAGUUCCCAAGGGAGGGGCAGGAUUUGACUCUGACAUUGAACCGAAGGCCCUGGGUCACCUUGGGCUGGGCAACUUGGUGAUAACCCCUCUGUAACCGUUUUCUCCUGUUCCUAUAAAACGUUUUGUACCAUUUCCCAUUCUG